AUGUCUCUACUACCAUUCAUCCUUGGUUACGAACACCCUCACCGUAUCUUGGACCAGGAUUUCGGCUUGGCUUUAACACCGGACGAUCUACUUACUGCCGCUGUGGCUCCGAUGCUGUCCCGCGACUACUACAGACCCUGGCGCCAACUUGCAGCUGCUGCACGUGAUGUGGGCUCCACCAUCAAAUCUGACAAAGAUAAGUUCCAAGUCAACUUAGACGUACAGCACUUCGCGCCGGAAGACAUCACGGUUAAAACGGCUGACGGUUACAUUGUGGUCGAGGGUAAGCACGAGGAGAAGAAGGACGAACACGGUUUUAUUUCGCGUCAGUUCACCAGACGAUAUGCUCUCCCUGAUGGGUGCAACCCAGAAGCAGUGGAAUCGCGGCUCUCUUCCGAUGGCGUGCUCACAGUAUUCGCCCCGAAAAGUGCACCUGCGUUGAAGAACGAGAGAUCGGUUCCCAUCGCACAGACGGGACCAGUGAGGAAGGAGAUCAAGGAUCAGACGUCGCAGGCUAGUGCCAACGGGGAGAAGUGA
This is a messenger RNA of Leptosia nina, 537 nucleotides long. The record is from the annotation of a GenBank genome assembly. NCBI's taxonomy places the organism in Eukaryota, Metazoa, Arthropoda, Insecta, Lepidoptera, Pieridae.